AUGGCUUCCCAGGCUGCAGACACAAGGGCUCGCCCUGCAGCGCAAAGGCCCUCAGUGACUAUUCUGCAGCCCCUGUCCUGGGCCAUUGCGCCUCCAGCCCCCCAGCAGGGUCGCGUGAAAGAAGAUCUUCUGGAGCUGAUGAUGCUGCAAAAUGCACAGACGCACCAGCUGCUUCUGAGUCGCCUUGUGGCCGCUGCGCUUCAGCACAGCAGCCCCCGGGCCUACCUGGAACCUCAGCCGGAGGGCUACCUAGAGGAGGAGGAAGAAGAGGAGGCCAUACUGGAAGGCGCUGAGGAGGAACCCUGGGUUUUCCAUCAUCACUACCUGCCCAGUCCCGGGCCCAUGCUGGGUUUGCUGUCCCGUUGGCCGGCCUCUUUCCUGCCCCCUCCUCCCCAGCAGCCCCCCUUCCCGGAUACAUCCUGGAUACAGGACCGUCCUCCUGCCUUCAGGAGAGCUGUGCCUCCUCCCCCACCUCCCAGUGCCACAGGAACUGUAGGUGUUGAUGUACCCCCAGCUUCAGACUUCUACGAUGCCGAGAGUCUCCCCUAG
Suncus etruscus (white-toothed pygmy shrew) is the source of this 549-nucleotide messenger RNA. It is a transcript of the gene PRR29, whose product is annotated as proline rich 29. NCBI's taxonomy places the organism in Eukaryota, Metazoa, Chordata, Mammalia, Eulipotyphla, Soricidae. Bases 1 to 549 code for a protein of 182 amino acids. The transcript is spliced from 6 exons. The record is from RefSeq and is a predicted model, not a curated record.